Molecule: messenger RNA, 1938 nt
Organism: Echinococcus granulosus
Lineage: Eukaryota; Metazoa; Platyhelminthes; Cestoda; Cyclophyllidea; Taeniidae
Exons: 7
Coding region: 1-1938 (645 amino acids)
Source: RefSeq, a predicted model, not a curated record
AUGUUCGCCCUCUCAGUGGAUCCCCUUCAACCAGGCUGGUUCUCAGCCAAGUUCUACACAGUUGUUGGACACGAUGUACCUAAACGUCAAGUGCUUGACGGCUUCCUGCAGUGUGGUAAAACCUCCAAAAUUCGAGCAUCUCAUAAUGCCUCAACUCAGGUGGUACCUGCUUUACCCUCCAGCCCGGAAUCCCCUUCGUCGUCGCCCACCCUUUCAUCUUCCAAUCAGCAUAUCUUCGAGAGUGUGAAAAAGGUUAGAUUGAAAGAAGUAGUUGACGCUAAUCGGCAUGAAAGGGUGGGAGUACGCAUUGUUAGGUCCCACUCGGCAAGUCGGGAACUGUGUCGAACCUACACCAAAUCGCAACAAACAGCGACGUUUCUGGUGUACACACGAGAUCGUUGGUACCUCUGUCGACAGCGAUCCGGAUGUUCACCGAAGAUGAUAUGUGAGGUUAAUCGGAUGAUGUUCAAUAGCAGUACGCAGGUUCAAGAGGAUGAGAUCACAAGUUUGAGAGAUGUCGAAGUCCAAACUUUGGGAACUUAUGAAGAGGUUAUGAUAGACUACAAAAUUACAAAAUCGAAACGGAUGCAAAAUAGAGCUUGUGGUGAUGAUUCCAGUUGCACAACGGUGGUGACAGUGGAAGAUGUCGAUGUGGAAGGGGACAUGGAGACUUGUGAAGUGACUGUUGAGGCGGAUCGAAGGUCUGAACUAUCUCGGACAGCGUUCACAACGUCGGAGACACUGGAUCAAAUAACCACAGAUUCAGCAUUUUCAACGAAACCGAUGAAAGAAACGAAGAAUACUAGAAGGUUGCCCAGGAAGACACCGCGAAGCAACUGUCGGACCCGGCCGAGUGAAUCGAUGUGCGUGACUACAGACAGCACACUACGGAAAUACUCGGACGUGGAAUUUAAUAGUUCUUGUACUUGUACAGACUGUCAACUCGUGUUGGGGGGUGUACCGGCCCAUAUUUGCUGGGUAAUGUAUUCGGUCCUUAAGGAGGGUUCCCUUGAGAAGUGGUCUGACGGGAAGAAGGCGUUCUGUCCUGUUUACGCAAAACUACUUGGCAAUGGUUGCUUCCAAUGGUUUGAUUCCAAAAGCUCAUCCACUCCUAAACGUAGUUUGGAUGUAAAGGCUGUUUCGUCGUUUUUAGCCUUUGGACCUGUUCUGAACCAAGUCCCCUGCAAACCGUCUGCCUUUUCUGAAUCUGAUAUUGAACGAUCUUUCGGUGUUCCUCAUGAGGCAAACCAAAGAACAGCUGUCUCAUUUUUCAGAUGUUCAAGUCAAGCAGAAAUGGCUUCAUGGAUGGACUCAGUAAACCGUUUAUUAUUUGGCAAUAUGGCAACAAAUCCUGGGAUAACUCCACAGCAAACCUGUCCGGUUCAGUCCGGACCUUACCAGCCCUACGGACCUCCUGCUGGAGCUACUCCAUUUCAGCCCGCGAUGGCUGCUCCCCCACUACCUCCCGGCUUUGCUACCUAUCCAGGGCCCACCCAACCCCCUCCAUACGCACAACCACCAACGGCGCCGCCAAUGGGAGCACCUUAUUUGCAAUCACAACCGAUGCAACCAGCACCGGGCGCACCUUACGGUGCUUACCCAACCACCAGUCAACCCGUUGCGGGUUCAAGUUACAACUACUAUCCGCCGCCUCAACCACCAGCGCCUGGUCAGCAGCCGCAGGUCCUCUACGACAAGAAUGGCAAGCCCUAUACCAUUGUAUACAAGAAUGGAAAGCCCAAGAAGAAGAAGUGGAAGAAGGCCGCUGCUGGGAUCGCAGCCGGAGCGGCAACAGGUUAUGUGGCGGGUAAGAUGCUCGGUGGACUUGGUCGUGUUUUUGGCUACGGCCUCGGUGGGUGGGGCGGAGGCUGGGGACGUCCAUGCCACAGUGGCUGGGGCAGUUGGUCCUCGUUAAGCUCCUUCAGCAGCUCUGACUGA